Messenger RNA from Eremomyces bilateralis CBS 781.70, 345 nucleotides. RefSeq lists its product as uncharacterized. Gene Ontology annotation, biological process: telomere capping. The annotation marks the transcript as partial. Lineage: Eukaryota; Fungi; Ascomycota; Dothideomycetes; Eremomycetales; Eremomycetaceae. Gene Ontology annotation, molecular function: single-stranded telomeric DNA binding. Gene Ontology annotation, cellular component: CST complex. The transcript is spliced from 2 exons. The record is from RefSeq and is a predicted model, not a curated record.
CCCAUUCCCUCCCAGCUCAUCCUUCUGUCCGAUCUACCCAAGGUGGAUCCAACUGAAAAGGUCCGUUUCCUCAGCUGCGUCCAGAGCUAUGAUCCGGCAAAGGGCCUUAUUCUCGGUCACAAUUGCCAAUCUCGACUAGGAGCUCAAGUGUCCGCAGUGGUAGAGAUAUCUCAUUUGCUCCCGGAUAUCAGCCCACAACUUCUACAGGUUGGGGAAUGGGUCAACGUGAUUGGGUAUGUGCAGGAAAAUCCUGGGAACACUUCCUUCAAACCAGAGCCGCAGCAUGUCCCCAUCCAAGCCGUCAUGCUGUGGUCGGCCGGAGCAAUUGAUAUUGCAGAGUAUGAG